Messenger RNA from Silurus meridionalis, 2067 nucleotides. It is a transcript of the gene umps, whose product is annotated as uridine monophosphate synthetase. Lineage: Eukaryota; Metazoa; Chordata; Actinopteri; Siluriformes; Siluridae. The record is from RefSeq and is a predicted model, not a curated record. Gene Ontology annotation, biological process: 'de novo' UMP biosynthetic process; 'de novo' pyrimidine nucleobase biosynthetic process. Gene Ontology annotation, molecular function: orotate phosphoribosyltransferase activity; orotidine-5'-phosphate decarboxylase activity.
GAUCAGAUCAGGAUGGAACCCGCGGUGGAGAGUCUGGUUCUGAAGCUGCAGGAGAUCCAGGCGCUGAAGUUCGGAAGCUUCACACUAAAGAGCGGUCUGAACUCUCCGGUUUACUUCGACCUGCGCGUGAUCGUGUCCUACCCGGAUCUGAUGAACCAGGUUUCAGUGCUGCUCCAUCAGCGUGCUGUGGAAGCUGGAGUGAAGUUCCACAGUGUGUGUGGAGUUCCGUACACUGCUCUGCCUCUGGCCACCAUCAUCUGCUCCACCCACAGAUACCCCAUGCUCAUCCGCCGCAAAGAGGCUAAAGAUUACGGUACGAAGCGUCUGAUCGAGGGCACGGUGCUUCCAGGUGAGGUCUGUUUGAUUGUGGAGGACGUGGUGACGAGUGGCGGCAGCGUCAUGGAAACUGCACGGGAGCUCCAAGCUCAGGGGUUAAAGGUCACGGACGCCGUGGUGCUACUGGACCGUGAGCAGGGCGGAACAGAGCGACUGUCCAGUGAGGGGAUCUCUCUCCACUCCGUCAUCUCCAUCUCUCAGCUCCUGGAUGUUCUUCUCCGAGCGGGUCGGAUCGACCAGCAGACAUUCAGCAGCGUGGAGAAGUUCAUCCAGGAGAACCAGACAUUCAGGCCGGAGGAGAAGGAGAAGAAAAAGAACGGGAGUGGAGAGAUGAGUUACAGCGCUCGGGCCGCUCUCUCCUCCACACACCCCAUCGCCAAGCGUCUGUUCACGCUGAUGGAGGAGAAACGCACCAACCUGUGUGUCUCGGCUGACGUCACACACACACACGAGCUGCUGGAGCUGGCAGAGACGCUCGGGCCGAUCAUCUGUGUGAUGAAGACACACGUAGAUGUUCUGCAGGACUUCAGCAUUGACGCCAUCAACAAGCUGAAGGAGCUGAGUGACAAACACAACUUCCUCAUCUUUGAAGACCGGAAGUUCGCCGACAUUGGAAACACAGUCAAACAUCAGUACCAAGGUGGUGUGUAUCGUAUCUCCUCAUGGUCACACAUGGUGAACGCUCACUCUGUACCUGGAGAGGGUGUGGUCGUGGGGCUGAAGGCGGUGGGGCAGAGUCUCGGUCACGGCUGUUUACUGAUCGCUCAGAUGAGCUCACAGGGAGCACUGACUACUGAUCAUUACACACACACCACGGUAAAGAUGGCGGACGAACACCCAGAUUUUGUGUUCGGGUUCAUAAGUAGGUCAAAGGUCAGCACUAAACCCGAACAUGUGCACAUGACCCCAGGAGUACAGUUACAGAGUGGAGGAGACGACCUCGGGCAGCAGUACACCACGCCAGACGAGGUCAUUCGCUCUAAAGUCGAUGUCAUCAUCGUUGGACGAGGAAUUCUGUCAGCUUCGGACCGGAGGACUGAAGCGGAGAAGUACAGGAAGGCGGGAUGGGAGGCGUAUCUCAGCAGGCUUGCUCUGUCCUGAUCAGGAGAAACUCAGACUCAAUCCAUAAUCGCGAUUAUAAUUCUCAUAAUCCCAGUCAUAAUUCUGGUUAUAAUCUCUUUCAUAAUCCCGAUCUGUAAUCCCAAACCAUGAUCUCAAUCCAUAAUCCCAGGUGUAAUUCUGGUUAUUAUCCCGAUCCGUGAUCCCAAUCCAGUAUUCUAAUUUAUAAUCCCACUCACUACUAGAGGACCAGAGGACCAGUGUGUGUUGUGUAGUGUUCGUAUUAAUUUCUAGCAUGCUAACAGCUAAUGUUUGUUGUUUAGCAUUAUGAACUAGCUUGGUUAUUUGAUUACUGCAAUGAUGUGCAGCUUUAGCGUUUAUCUCACUAGCAUAAAAACUAGCGGAUUUAGCUUGCUGAUUACCGCUAAUCUGUUUCCUGGUCUUGCUAGCAUGCUAACGUUGUGGUGCUACCUAGUUUAUGAAGAUCCUUAGCUGAUGAGCUCACUGGAGCUGAUGUGAAGAAGUGAAUGAGGGAGCAGGUGAAACAGUAUUGGAACACAGCCCAGGUGUUGGUUCAAGUCCUAAUGUAUCUGCUGCUUUGGUGUGGAAUGAGAUGUAAUUGACCAGAUUACUGAUUUAUUUUCAUAAAUAAUAAAACUGACCACAAAACGC